Hypoxylon trugodes is the source of this 2109-nucleotide messenger RNA. RefSeq lists its product as uncharacterized. The record is from RefSeq and is a predicted model, not a curated record. Lineage: Eukaryota; Fungi; Ascomycota; Sordariomycetes; Xylariales; Hypoxylaceae. Bases 1 to 2109 code for a protein of 702 amino acids. The transcript has a single exon.
AUGGUCCAACUCGGCAAGAGAAAAGAGAUGUUUAAGACCAUCGAUACGACAUCCACUAUCAGAUCAAAAAUCGAAAGUAGACCAAGAAGUCAUGAAUGGCGAUUUCGAGAGUCGAUUGGAAACUAUGGCACCUUCGUCAUAGCUGGCGGUUCAAUACUCUCGGUUGUUAUGCUCGGUUUACUCACUAUCCUAUGGACGGGACAAGGUCCUGGGAGCGGCGAGAAUGCUUCACUGCCAUGGCGAAGCAUAGUACUGAGAGGAUGGGCCACCGAAGCUGCUACCUUAUGUUCCCUAGUCAUUCAGGUGUGCACCAGCGCCCAAGCAUUGAUAUGUACUAGCCUGGCGGCGGCGACAUUUCUAGAGACGACUGGUGUACCUCUUUCCCGUGUUGCUGAGUUUUCGACGAUGCGAGGUGCAAAUGAUGGCCCAUGGAGGCUGGUUUACCUCUUAUCUCGUAUUUCAAUCCGAAAUUUUCUGAAUCUUCAACCCCUCUUGGCACUGGUACUCUUUCUCGGUACCAUAGCUACGCAAUUCGGCUCCACGAUACUUGUGACUGAUCUAGACGUCGCUUCGAUAACCGGCAAUCCAAAUCAGACACAACUGAACUUAUCCCUAUCCGACAGCAUACAGCUCUUUUCUCCUACAGAGUCCCAAUGGGAGAUGAAGCCUACGGAUUACUCUUCUUUCGGCGAAAUACCUUCCGGAAUAGACGUGCAACCGACUGCCCGUGGCUUUAGUGAUACUGGCAACAUCAAGAGGAUGUUUCUACCUUUAGAACGUGACAAUAGGACCAAACUUCACCAUUAUAACGGUAACGCAUAUGGUAUCAACUCCAGAGUAUCAUGUGUGGCACCGGUCAUGAGUGGGGAGUUUCAAGCAAUAGAUCCCGGCUCGACACCAAUCCCGUUUCUCUUAACGAUGAUUGGAAAUAUUUCAUACAAGAGUACAUUUAACAACGCUGGCCUUGAUGUGCCGUCCCUGUGUACUGAUGGGAAAUGCCUUCCUGCACAAUUCAAUUGCACUAUGCCUACAGCAGGCUUACCAGGAAGAUUAGGAACGUACAUGUGUAUACCUGAUUUGACGAAUGUUAUUGACGCCGAGAAUUUCACUUUCUUUAGUGAUGGCCGUACCGCGCCCAUCACUCCUCACUCAAUGGUGUUUCUGGUUACUCGGAACAAUGGAUCCUUCGAUGACUGGUCAUUUGUAAAGAACGUAAGUACGAUCCCUGACGAUCCCAGCCGGAACGACGAAUGGACUAGGUGGAAAAUUGGUAACGGCAUCAAUCUAGAAGCAUCGCUGUGCUUCUCUGAGUUCUUAUGGGAGAUGUCUCACGUGGAUAUGUCAGCUCCUCAUGAUACAAUCGAGCCUACCGUCCCCUUUGACCCAAAGCUUCGGACCGUAGAUACGACCGCUGUUCGCACGUUGCUUGGCGUGAAUUCCCAGUUGCCCACUCCAUCAGACCGACAACUACUUACAGUUAACUCAAUCGCUAAUACAACAAUGGACUCAAGGCUCCUCUACUAUUUGGACGGUGCGAUCAACUCGGGAAUAUUUGGUAUCCCAGACCCUCCCUCAGGCACGACGAUCAACGGGGAUGGUGCCAGUUUCGGAUUGUCGAGCAUCAAUCCUUUUCUAGAUUAUGCUCUUGUAUUCCAGGACACUUUAAACGAUACUAAUCGCCCUGCACAGGCUAUCCAAGCAAUGUUCACAAUAAUGGCGAUGUCGAUGCACUAUGCUCAGCUAGCUAUGCUUGACGUCCCAGAAGAUGUUAGCAUAACCACGGCCAUCCCAGUAACCGUACCUGUGAGAUGGACGGGCCUCGGAUUAGUUGCGGGUAUCGUAUGCGCCAAUACCAUAAGCAUUAUUGCGAUUACAUCUUUAUUUCUAUUACGAACCAGGUUUUCAAAGCAGGGCCAGUUCUGGCAUACAAUCUCUCAGCUUAUCUCGAAGGAAACAAUAGACAUCUUACAAGCUAGCCCCGAGUCCAGAGAUGAUGAUGUCGUGAGGAAAGUACCGAGAAGUGAUCCGAUAGUUAUCAUCGCGCGAUCUAAGAAAACCGGAAGGGUUCAAGUUCUUCAGAAAGAUGGUGUCGAGAAAGGAAGAGUUUAG